AUGACCAAUACUGCUAAUUAUUACUGUUCUUCUUCUUUAGAUUAUCUAUCACCGCCUGAUAGUGAAUCAACCUUUCAAUUUCCUUUUAAACCAUACGAUAUUCAAAUUAGUUUUAUGAAGAACUUGUAUCAAGUUAUAGAAGAAGAAAAAUUGGGGAUUUUCGAAAGUCCAACUGGAACUGGAAAAUCAUUAAGUUUGAUAUGCGGGGCAUUAAAAUGGCUUAAAGAUAAUGAAAAUAGAUUUGAUAAAUUAACUGCUAGUGAAAAUGUUUGUAAUAAUGAAAACAAUGAUUCUAAAUUACCACAAUGGGUAUUGGAACAUCGUAAAAAACAAAACAUCAAAGAUGAGCUAUCAAGAAAACAACGAUUGAAUGAACGACUGAAAAAGAUCCGAGAAAAAGAAAAGCUUGAAAGAGAGAAAAGUCAAUCACAAAGAAGCCGUCAUGCUAGAAAACGAUUGAAACCAAUUAAAGGAUCAGAGGAUAAAAAUUAUAAAAAUUUGAAUGUUAAUAACACUAACAAAGAUAUUGGUGAUGAUGAUCCCGGAUUAAAUGUAUUUCUGGUUGAAGAUUAUGAUAGUGAUGAGGAUACUGAAAAUCAUAGUAACGAUAUUAAUGACAUUAAUGAUGGCAUUGUUACUGUCGUCGAAGAUAAUUUAUCUGAGGAUGUACGCGAACUUUUAAAAAGAACACAUUCUCAAUUAUCUCAAUUCAUCAAUGAACUUCGUAAAACCGAUUAUGUCUCUGAAUACAUUAAAUCUGUCUCAUUGGGUUCCCGAAAUUCUUUGUGUAUAAAUGAAAAUGUCAAGAGGUUUAAUAGCAUUACAAAAAUUAAUGAUAAAUGUAUGGAUUUGCAAAAAUCUGAUUUAAAAGCUGAGAAAAGAUGCCCCCAUCUUCCUUUUAAGGACAAAUCAGGGUUUUUAGAUUUCAGAGAUCAUGUUCUGGCAGAAGUGCGUGAUAUCGAAGAUUUAGCUCAUCUUGGCAAAAAAUUGAAUACUUGUCCUUACUAUGGCACAAGGAAAAGUAUUAGACAAUGUCAGAUUGUUACACUUCCUUAUAAUCUUAUAUUACAAAAAUCUUCAAGAGAAUCAAUGGGAAUCUCACUUGAAAAUAACAUUGUGAUUAUCGAUGAAGCUCAUAAUCUUAUAGAUACGAUAACUUCUAUUAACACUGUUCAAAUUGAUUUACCUCAAAUUAGAAGAAUGGGCUCACAAUUAUCGUCAUAUCUUGAUCGGUAUAAAAAUCGUCUUUUAGGAAAAAAUAUCACAUACAUUCAGCAAAUUUUAUCGAUGUUACAAGCUUUGGUAAAAUGUUUAAAAGCUUGGCAGAAAAAAUGUGAAAACUUUGAGGAAGAUAGUUAUGAAGGUCUAGAGGAGGUAAAAACAGUAAAUGAUUUUGUGCAUUUAUGGAAUAUUGGUCAUUUAAAUCUAUUCAAAAUCCAAAAUUAUUUAAAGAAAAGUCUGAUUGCUCAGCAUUUAUCUACCAUUCCAUCAUUAAGCCAAGUUGAAGCAUUUCUUAUGUCAUUAACUAAUGGUAAUCAAGAUGGUCGUGUAAUACUUGGUUUCUUGCCACAACAAACAUCACAGGUUACAUCUUCAUCAUCAAAAUCAGAAUUAACAUUAUGUAAAGAUACAUCACCAAAGACAAAAAUAAAAUAUAUUCCUUAUAUAAAAUAUUUGCUGUUAAAUCCUUCAAAUCAAUUUAAGGAGAUUGUUCAAGAAGCUAGAAGUGUAAUUUUGGCAGGUGGUACCAUGGAGCCUGUAAAUGAGUUAAUCGAACAAUUAUUUCCAUAUUUACCUUCUGAAAAAAUAGUUAAAUUUUCAUGUGGUCAUAUCAUACCACCUGAAAAUUUAUUAACAUUAACAGUUUCUGAAGGUCCAAUGGGCGGAAUUUUUGAAUUUACAUAUGAACAUCGUCAAAAUGUAAAAAUGAUAGAUGAAUUGGGGCAAGUUAUUGUAAAUUAUUGUAAUAUUAUACCAGAUGGUGUAAUCUGUUUUUUUUCAUCAUAUUCGUAUUUAGAAAAAGUUUAUAAGAGGUUCGAAACUAAUGGUAUAUUAAAAAGAAUUGAAAAACGUAAAAAGGUUUUUCAAGAACCUCGUCAAGCUAAUUUGGUUGAAAAAACUUUAAAUGAUUACAAUCAUCAUAUUCACACCAAUUCUGAAUCACAUAGAGGAGCAUUAUUAUUAUGUGUUGUUAAUGGAAAGAUGAGUGUAAUAAUGGUUGGAUUACCUUUUGCAAAUCUUUCCUCUAAUGAUUUGAAUGAAAAAAUGAAAUUUAUAAGUCAAUCAAAGGAAAAUAAUAAUUCGAAACAACGUGGAAUGGAAUAUUAUUUGAAUUUAUAUCAUCGAUUCAACACAAAUUUUAGGAUAAGACAAAAAUUACCAAGUUGGAUUAAUAAAAGUGUUGUUGAAUGUAAAAAAUUUGGAUUGACUGUUGCAUCCCAUUUGCAUUGGAAUGAAGACACAAUUUUUUCUAAAUAUUAUGUAUUACAAAAACAACGAAUUUUGCCAGAAUACUGUUGUCAAUGUGAAGAAUUUCAAGUGAUGCUGUAUCCAAAUUAUACCAAAAACUUAAUCCUAAUUCAACAAGAAGAAUAUCUGGAGUUGAGAUCAAAUUUGUUAGAAUUAGAUGAGGAUGAAUGGUUUUUGCGCUCACAAAACCAUAUUCCUCUCACUGACCUAAUCAUAACUGGAAAAGCUAAAUCAUUUGCAAAAUUGCUUAAUAUUCCUGAUGAUGCAUUGACAUUUUCUUCUGGGUGGCUUCAAAGCUUUAAAAACAGAAACAAUUUGAAAAGAUAUCAAUUGCAUGGAGAAAGUGGAUCAGCUGAUACCAAUGCAAUUGAAAAUGCACUUCCUGAUUUAAAAACAAUUAUUAACUCCUUUAGACCUGAAUGUGUAUAUAAUAUGGAUGAAACAGGACUACUUGAACCUGACACAACUCUAGCAACAAAACAAUUUGAGGGAAAAAAAAAGGACAAGGAACAUUUGACUGUUGUGCUCUGUUGUAAUGCUGAUGGAACUGAUAAACUUCCACCUCUCAUUAUUGGAAAAUUUUUAAAACCUCGGUGUAUGAAAAAUGUUAAUAUGAAUAAUCUUGGAAUUACCUAUAGAGCAAAUACUAAAGCAUGGAUGACAGCAGUUUUAUUUCAAGAAUGGUUAAGACUAUUUGAUCAAAGAAUGUGUGGUAGAAAGGUGUUAUUAUUACUUGACAAUGCACCUUGUCAUAUAAUUGAAGGGGUAGAAUUGAAAAAUACACAGAUUAAAUUCUUACCACCAAACUCCACAUCAAAGAUUCAACCUUGUGAUGCUGGGAUUAUUGCAUCUUUCAAGAAACAUUACCGUCAUCAAUUUGUACAUCACCUUCUUGAAAAGUUUGAGGAUAAUGAACAGCAUACUGGUAUUAUUAAAUUUGAUAAUAAUGAAGAAGGAGAUGAAAUAAUUCCUAAUAUAGAAAAAAAUAUUACAGCCUUAAGGUAUUAA
Molecule: messenger RNA, 3477 nt
Organism: Entrophospora sp. SA101
Lineage: Eukaryota; Fungi; Glomeromycota; Glomeromycetes; Entrophosporales; Entrophosporaceae
Source: the annotation of a GenBank genome assembly